UCAGAAUUUCUAUGGGGCUUGUACAAUUCUGUAAAAAACAUACAGAGAGUAAGUUAAGCCAACAAUGUUUGUAUAUUUGAGCAAGAAGAUAUCUAUACCAAACAACUUUCGAUUAAACUGCAUAGCAUGGAAUCAGAAAGAUGGGUACAUUGCUGUAGGAGGGGAAGAUGGUCUCUUGAAGGUGCUAAGAGUGGAUUCCAGUGUAAAUAUAUCACACAGUGGUGGAAAAUCUCGAGGUUUAGCUGCAGCAAGUAAUUUGAGCAUGAAUCAACCUCUAGAAGGUCAUAAUGGUCAUGUUCAAGUAGUUACAUGGAAUGAAGAGUAUCAGAAGUUAACUUCAAGUGAUCAAAAUGGAGUCAUAAUUGUUUGGAUGCUAUACAAAGGAUCAUGGUAUGAAGAAAUGAUUAACAAUCGUAAUAAAUCUGUGGUAAGAGGCAUGGCAUGGAGCUGUGAUGGUCAAAAAAUAUGCAUUGUCUAUGAAGACGGAGCUGUAAUUGUUGGUUCUGUUGAUGGCAACAGAAUCUGGGGUAAAGAAUUAAAGAAUGUGUCUUUGUCUGCUGUGCAAUGGUCUCCAGAUGGAAAGUUGCUUUUAUUUGGUUUGAAAAAUGGAGAGCUUCAUCUUUAUGAUAAUCAAGGUGUAUUUCUAACAAAACUGACUGUACUUUCAUUGAAUACUACUACAUUUCAAACAAUAGUUGCACUACAGUGGUACAAUGGAAGAAAUGGUUACGUUGCUGUAGACUGUCCUACUCUAGCAAUUUGUUACCGCAAUGGCAAGAUACAACUAAUGCGAGAUACAAGUGAUGACAAUCCGGUAGUAUUGGAGACAGGUGUGACUACUUCAUGGUGCAGUUGGAACAGUUGUGGAUCUCUCUUGGCUAUAACUGGCAUGAUGCCUCUGCUCAAUAAUGGAGAGACAAAAGAUAUGAAUGUUAUUCAGUUUUACACACCAUUUGGAGAGCAUGUGAGAACCUUGAAAAUACCAGGCAGAGAAGUAACAUGUUGCGCCUGGGAAAAAGGCUCUCUCAGAGUCGCUCUAUCUGUUGACUCUCACAUAUACUUUGCAAACAUUCGCCUGGACUACAAAUGGACCUACUUUAGCAACACAGUUGUCUUUACGAACGAGAAAAUUACGAAAGACGGUAUCUGUGUAAUGUUCUGGAACGUAAGUAACAGCACAUGUUGUACGAAAUAUGUGAGAUCGUUGAUAUCAAUAACCUCUUAUGGAGAACACUGCGUGCUUUCUGUGAGAAAUGAUCCUGCUCAAGCCACCGAGCAAUUUGCUCUUCUCGUCUGCAAUACCAUUGCUACACCAAUAGAUUCCAAAUUCCUGGAUCUGGAACCGCUGUACGUCGGUAUGACAGCCAACAUGGUCGUAGCUGCGUCCAAGAACAAUUUUCUGGUGUGGAACUUUCGUACGCCUCGCAAUUCAACGUUGCAUUCCGGCAGAAUGCGCAAAUACAGGGUCUAUCAUGUGGACGAGACACCAACCGGCGUAACGGAAGUUAUUCAAGACCUGGACGGCUCUUUCGAGACUCCUAUUAACACUAAGGCCACCAUGGAUCCGAUUUGUUGUGUAUCGGUCACCGAAAAAGUUCUUCUGAUCGGCAGAGAGUCAGGAAUGAUUCAGAGAUAUUCUCUGCCACAGAUAACGCUCAUGAACAGAUACAACACUGUAUGUAGAUUGCAUAGAAUUUCUAUUAAUUGCAACUCUACGCGAGUUUCCAUCAUGGACGGUAACGGUAUUCUUACCAUGUUGGACUUGGAUCCGCAAAAAACACCUGAUUCACGAGAUGGAGAUACAGGCGAGGACAUAUCUAAGUUCGAGAGGAAAGAUGUCUGGGCAAUGUGUUGGGCGCAAGACAACCCCGCGUUAUUGGCAAUCAUGGAAAAAACAAGAAUGUACGUUCUGAGAGGGCUGGAUCCCGAAGAACCUAUAGCCUGUUCCGGAUACAUUUGUUCGUUCCAAGAUUUGGAGAUACGUUGUGUACUGCUGGACGAUCUCAUGCAGAAACCAGAUGAAACGCGGAAAGAAUUGAUCGUCGACUUAGAAGUGAAGUCUCUAAGAGACACCAGAGAGUUACUGGCCAAGGUGGGCCUGAAGGAAGCUAAUAACUUUAUUCAGGAUAAUCCACAUCCGCGUCUCUGGCGUUUGCUGGCCGAGUCAGCGCUAACGAAGCUAGAUUGGGAAACAGCAGAGAACGCCAUGGUGCGAUGCACAGAUUAUUUAGGUAUACAAUUCAUUAAACGCCUUCAGAACGUGCACAACGAUCAGCUGAAGAAGGCCGAAGUGGCAGCAUUUCUCGGCAACUAUGACGAGGCGGAAAAACUAUAUCUAGAUAUGGAUAGACGAGAUUUGGCGAUCGCAUUGCGUCAGAAAUUAGGCGAUUAUUUUCGAGUGGUGCAGUUGAUGAAGAUGGGCAUCGGUGGCUCGGAUAAACAGAUGGAACAUGCGUUCAACAAGAUAGGUGAUCACUUUGCCGAAAGACAAAACUGGGAAGGCGCGAAGGAAUAUUACGAGAAAGGUAGAAAUAUUGAGAAGUUAAUUCAAUGCUACUACAAACUGGAAGAUUUUCUUCAGCUGGCGGCAACUGUGGACCAAUUGCCAGACAAGAGUCCUAUUUUAAAGACAGUGGCGAGAAUGCUGGCUUCGGUCGGGAUGUGCUCGCAGGCAGUGACAGCCUACAUUAAGUACGGCGACGUGAAACUUGCUGUAGACACGUGUGUACGUCUGAAUCACUGGGAUCAGGCCGUGGAAUUAGCGAAAACUUACAAAAUGGCUCAAAUUGGCGAAUUGUUGAACAAAUAUACCAAUCACUUGUUAUCAAAUGGUAAGCGUCUGCAAGCGAUUGAGUUGUACAAGAAAGCUAAUUACAAUUUAGAGGCAGCUAAGUUGUUGCUCAAUCUUGCCGAAGAACAAACAAAAUCAAAGUCACAUCCUCUGCGUGUGAAACAAAUAUAUGUACUCGCAGCAUUACUGAUUGAAGAUCACAUUAAUAGUGUUCCGGCGAUAAAAGGUGGUCGCAGCAAUGUAGUUAUGGGUCUAACUGAGAGUAACGAAGAUACCAAGAUCAUAGAGAACGCCUGGCGAGGCGCCGAAGCGUAUCAUUUCCUUCUACUCGCGCACAGACAGUUAUACGACGGAAGUUUUGAUGCCGCAAUGAAAACAGCCUUGCGAUUGAGAGACUACGAAGAUAUUUUAGAAGUAGAAGAUAUUUACUGUUUAUUGGCGCUAUCGAGCGCUGUCAAUCAUGCGUUUGCGACCUGUUCGAAAGCCUUCAUAAAACUGGAAGCGCUCGAAACAAUUUCCGACGCAAAGAAAGAAGAAUAUGAAGAACUUGCGGUGGAUAUCUUCACAAAACACACUCCAAAAGACUCUCGCAAUAACAAAGCGGAAUGCGUUAACUGCGAAACAUUAGUGCCCGAUUGGUGCGUCGCGUGUCCUAAUUGUUCGACCAGGUUUCCGGCUUGUAUUGUCUCAGGUAAACCACUAAUGGAUCUCAGUACCGCGUGGAUCUGCACCGUCUGCAGACAUCACGUUGCAACGGAACGCGACGUUGUCAACAUAAAUGCUUGCCCGUUAUGUCACAGCACUAUCACAUACAUGUAAGUGUCAACGAUAAAUCACCCUAAAACUUUAUAAUUUAUUAAAUCUUUGAUCCAAUUUUAUUUGUAAAUUAAUUAUUAAAAUUUGAAGAAAAAUUUAAAUGCAGUGUCAAUGUUUCUUACGCACUGUAUAUAUAUAUAUAUAUAUAUAUAUUGUUUUAGCCAUAGCGUGAAUAGAAUUUCUAUCAGUUUGUAAUAUGACGAUAUAUUUAAUUGUUUUUCCGAUAAUGUGUACUAUAUACACACAGAAAUCUUAUUAUUGUUGACGUCAAUAAUGUUUUUAUCAGAAGUACAAGAACAAGAACUAAUAUAACAAACAAAAAAAUAAAAAGUUACAUAUAUACUCUAUUUUCUGCUAAAGCAAAUAUCGUCGGACUAAAUAAUAAAAUGCAAUCUAAUGAGAAUGUAAUUUCCAAUGGUUUGCUAUUAUAUAUGCAUUACCGACGCGCACCUGCUGUUACGUUCAAAAUGUAAUGAGCGUUUAACGAGUAGAUCUUGUUAGUUUCGUCUCGCCCGCAAAGUUUAUACAAGUACGAAUGUAUUAUCAUCACGCAGUUUUAAUAUCAUGCUAUCUGUGCAGAAAAAAAGCUGUUUUCAGUUUGGAUUAUAUACUUUUAUAAUUGAUCUCUUAUUAUUAAGAUAUUGUUAUUUUAAGUACAAAAAAAAAAAAAAAAACAAAAUCACACAGGUGAUAAAAGCUCUGACUCCACUUUUUCAAAACUUAAAAUUAAAAUUAUUGGAGUUUAUGUCGAAUAUUCUUAAGAUGGUUUAGAUUUUCUGUCAAUUUUAGAAAAAGUUUUCUCAUUAAACCAUUUAAAAAUCACUUGAAACAAAGUAAUUUUAGUUAAAUUUGUUACAAGUUGUUACAAGUAGGAGUCAGCUUUACGUCUAGGAUAAAUAUAAUCAUUUAUUAACUAUGUGUGGAUUACGUAUUUAUAAUUCCGAGCCAUUACACUGUUAUAAAAUACUUUAUAAAAAUAUUUAUCUUUAUUAAAGUUUUAAUGUAGUCGUAAGAGUAACAAUUGCAAUUAUAAUGAUAUAGUGCAAACAAUUUAUAUAAAUUAAGAUUUAAGUCUGGAUUUAUAUUUUAUUUUGAGAUAGGUCUGU
This is a messenger RNA of Pseudomyrmex gracilis, 4713 nucleotides long. It is a transcript of the gene Oseg4, whose product is annotated as WD repeat-containing protein 35. Gene Ontology annotation, cellular component: intraciliary transport particle A; non-motile cilium. The transcript has a single exon. The record is from RefSeq and is a predicted model, not a curated record. Lineage: Eukaryota; Metazoa; Arthropoda; Insecta; Hymenoptera; Formicidae. Gene Ontology annotation, molecular function: protein binding. Gene Ontology annotation, biological process: non-motile cilium assembly; intraciliary retrograde transport; protein localization to cilium. The coding region runs from base 65 to 3610 and encodes 1181 amino acids.